UAAUAAUCAUUUCGCGUCUUCCGUGCACGUGACCUGCUUUUUGUACAUGCGUGAACCGUGAGGAGCGUUUCGCCAUUACAGUGUGAAGAAGAGUUCGGUUUUCAGCGCUUAAUCUGAGAAAUGUCGUCAAGUACCACAACUGAGUCACGAGGCUCGAGGAGAGGCAGGAGAGACAGCUUUGAAAGUGACCGUCCAAACAUGUCCGUGAGGAGGAUGGUUCUGGUAGGAAAGACUGGAGCUGGUAAAAGUUCUUCAGGAAACACAGUUCUGGGCAGAAGAGUCUUCAGAGCGGCUAAAGGUGGUUCAUCUGUCACUAAAGAGUGCUGGAAGGAGACGGGCGAGGUGGCAGAGAGAGACAUCACACUUGUGGAUACACCCGGUCUGUUCGACACAGAUAUUUCAGAGGAGAAUCUCAAGCAUGAGAUCAGUAAAUGUGUGAACAUGACGGCACCUGGACCUCACGCCAUCGUUCUGGUCAUUCAGCCGGGUCCAUUCACAGAGGAGGAGAGAAGGUCUGUGGAGAAGAUCAGAGCAAUAUUUGGAGAAGAAGCAGAUAAACACACGAUCAUCCUCUUCACUCACGGUGAUGAACUGACGAGCUCUGUCGAGGAAUACCUCAGUGACGUCAAUAAAGAUCUGAAGGAAGUGUUGAGACGCUGUGGAGGACGCUAUCAUGUCUUCAAUAAUAAUGAAACUGAAGACCGUAUGCAGGUUCUGGAGUUCCUGGAGAAAGUGGAUGAGAUGGUGGCUGUUAAUGGAGGUGGAUUUUACACCAAUGACUCUUAUCAGAGUGUGGAGCAAACACUGAAGAAGAAAGAAGAAGAACUCCGGCAAUCAUAUGAGAAAAAACUACAAGACAUGCAGAUGAAACUAGAAUCAAACUUUCAUGAAGAAAAGAGAAAACUACAGACGACCGUUGAUGCACUAACUGCUUCUAAUGAAGACAAAGAGAAGAAGAUCAGAGAGUUGGAGGAACUGAAUCUGAGAAACAGACUCAGAAUGACCGAGUACAAGCGUUAUUAUGAGACAAAGAUCAGAGAGGUCAGACAAGAAGUAGAACUGACUCAGAUGAAUGAAAGCAUGUUAACGUCGAUCCUCAGCCAGUUUCAAAACAUCCAGCUGUAAUCAGUCUGAACAGUUAAUGUGUCUGACCUCUGCUGCCACCUUUAAUAUUUCUCUAAUAUAAUCUAGUAAUCCAUGAUUUAAUUUGUCAUGAAUAUUCAAGGAUAUACAUCUACAAGAGGGCUCUCAGAAUUUACUCCCGAACAUACCACCUUAAAUUCUCAUGUGCUGCCAUCGCUGAUGCGGCCUUUAUACUAGCGCGUUUUUCUUUAAAACCAUAUCGUUUUCUACGGUUACACUACUCCACAGUUUUUGACCCCAGAAUAAUGCCUGGAGACUUUAGGAAACACUGCAUCCCUGUGUCCGUCUGAAAACUCCGGGGGUUGUGUUUCUGUGUAAACAGUGGAAAACGGAGACUUCACAGAACGAAGGCGUAGUUGCCCACAUUCACUCACUGAUCGGGUCGUCUGUAUCAUUGCGUUUGCUUCCCUGAUUCGCCAAGCCCAUGUCACUUAUCUAAAGUAAAAUCUUCUCCAGGCAAUUGAUACUGUAUGGGUUUAGUCACAAAUUACAAUGUUUGCUUUUAAUUGAUGUAAUUUCUAAUUUGAGUUUUUAAUAAACGUGUGAAGC
This is a messenger RNA of Triplophysa rosa, 1692 nucleotides long. Its product is annotated as GTPase IMAP family member 7-like. Gene Ontology annotation, molecular function: GTP binding. Bases 121 to 1125 code for a protein of 334 amino acids. The transcript is spliced from 3 exons. The record is from RefSeq and is a predicted model, not a curated record. NCBI's taxonomy places the organism in Eukaryota, Metazoa, Chordata, Actinopteri, Cypriniformes, Nemacheilidae.